GAGCGGCCUUGUUUUUUAUUUAUUUAUUUAUUUAAAAAAUGGUCUGAGCAAUUGCAAGCUGGGGAUAUUCACUUACCCUGACUCGCGAAUCGCCGCCACUUCUUCAGCUUAUUAGCUUUGUUUACUUUCAGUUUUCCUCAACCAGGAAAUUAUAUUGAUUUGAUUUGAUUUAAAUGCUGGGAUAGACCUUGUCGAGGGACUAGAUCGCCUGACUUGUUGGUGUUUUGUCAAUUAAUUUAUGUUUCUGUGGAUCUGUUAGGGUUAGGAAGGGUGCAGUGGAAGAGUUUUUUUUUUAAAAAAAAAAGAAAAAGAAAGAGGGAGGUCAAUUCUUUAACUAAUCCGCAUGCCGGGUUUCCGGGGUGGGCAAGUGUUUUGGGGUUCGUCAGUUAAUAAUUUGUUGUCCUGAUAGUUAGUAAUGUGUUGCUAGUUUCAGUUUGCUGUAUCUUAUUGCCUUGCUUCGCAACUCGGGAGAAAUGUCACGACAACCAGCUUUCUUGGGUUUUGCUAAUGAUAAUUAAUUGUUCUAGUAAUCCGAUUAAGGUACUUUUGAAGCAAUUUGGGGCACUGCAAGGUGCUUAAGAAAGCUUCAAAUCCGGUUUGUACUUUGCAUGCGUAUGAAGUAGCAGUAGCUAUUAAGAGAAAGAAAGUGGAAAUAAAGGAUAAUCCUAGCAAAUCUGGCCCAAGAUAUGCUAUCUCACAAGUCAAUAACCUACAACUCUAUGACUGCCAGGGAUAAUGAUCAACUCUAAUUAGUCUCCUAGAACUACUGUGGCAAUCCCUAAUGCGAAGAUAAAUCUGUUUCAUAACUUCACCCAAGCUUGCCGUGCUCUUCUUAUGCACUGAAUCUAUGUACUUACUUGAUCCUUUACAAAGGUUUGCACCUCUGACAAUUUUGAAUUUCUUGGCAAUAGGAUGCAAAGGAUUUUUGCUGAUGUAGUUCAUAGUCCUUUACGUUACAAGACUCAGACGCAAAAUUUAUUCUACUUUUUCAUUUCGCAUUAGAAAAUGGAGUAGUUAUCAAUUAUCAUCACGACCGGAUCUUUUAGAAUUCCCAAGCAACUCUUCAAUUUUGCUUGAAGGUUGUGAUGUGGGCAGAGGAAUGUGGUAAAUUUGAACUGCACAUGUUAGGUGCUGGAAGAAAUCAGAUCACUUCCUGGCCCCUCUUAAGGGGAUGAAAGGUCGUUUAAAGUAGACAAGAGAUUGUUUUGGUUAGUGCCUUGAGUGUGCAACUAUCCCAUUCAUCCUCUAAGCUUUCAUAGACACUGCUGCUAAACACUUUCCAAGAUUCUCUGUUAACUUUGAGCUCAUAAGCCAGAUAUAAUGCAUUGUCAUUGAUAUAAGUAGCUGAGUGUCAUGCUUGUAAAGGAUUUGCAAGAAGUAGUCUCCGAUGCGUAUUAUCAUUGCAUCACCAAAAAUUAUCAGGGAUAUAUGAGAUGAGAAAAAUUUUCCACUUUACUUUCUUGGGUUCAAGAUUUGCAGCUGCAUCCUUCCUUAACACAGCAUGAACAUGAAUAAAAUAUUCCUUCCGUCCUCUUUAGUGAAGCCAUCUGCAUCUGUCAUGUCCUCUACAGUUACUUGGAGACAUCUCGGAUGAAUUGAAAACAGCACCUAAAAAUGAGCAAUUUUGGUUUUGGUUGUUGAAUUUGUCCACAAACAAACUAAAAAGGUUGCAGCAUGAGUUGAAUACUCGGUACAAGUAAAAAGCAUCCGAAGAUUUGUGGUUGCAUAUGACUUUGCUGUGAGUUUUGCUAAUUUUAAGGUGUGUUGCAAUGAAGGGGCAGACAUGGCGUCUUUAGCGACAGCUGAAGCUUGUGAUACAAAUGCAGCACUUCUGGCUAGUGGUGACCUGCGGGUACUGCAACCCGUUUUCCAGAUUUAUGGUCAGUGUCGAGCAUUCUCAGGGACCAUAGUCACUCUUAAGGUCUUUGAGGACAACGUGCUGGUUAGGGAGACUCUUGAAACUAGAGGCGAAGGCAGAGUACUUGUAAUAGAUGGUGGAGGAAGCAUGAGGUGCGCCUUGGUAGGAGGAAACUUGGGACAGCUAGCCCAAAAUAUGGGUUGGGCUGGAAUUGUAGUCAAUGGGUGCAUUCGAGACGUGGAUGAGAUCAAUUCCUGCGAUGUUGGAAUUAGAGCCUUGGCAUCCCACCCCCAGAAAUCUAACAAAAAGGGUAUUGGUGAAAAGCACAUCCCAGUUGUUGUUGCAGGAACCUUGAUCCGCAAUGGGGAAUGGCUGUAUGCAGAUAGUGACGGCAUCCUUGUAUCAAAAACUGAGCUUUCGGUUUGACCGAAGCCUGUGGCGCUGGAAUCAGUUGCUAAGGAAGAUUUUGAUUCAUGAAAUGUAAUAAGAGCAUUUGUACCAUGAACAUUGACAUUAUUGAAUUGAUGAUGAAUUAUUUGACAAGUUCAGCUUA
Coffea eugenioides is the source of this 2411-nucleotide messenger RNA. Its product is annotated as putative 4-hydroxy-4-methyl-2-oxoglutarate aldolase 3. Bases 1784 to 2284 code for a protein of 166 amino acids. The transcript is spliced from 2 exons. Gene Ontology annotation, molecular function: ribonuclease inhibitor activity. Gene Ontology annotation, biological process: regulation of RNA metabolic process. The record is from RefSeq and is a predicted model, not a curated record. Lineage: Eukaryota; Viridiplantae; Streptophyta; Magnoliopsida; Gentianales; Rubiaceae.